Aplosporella prunicola CBS 121167 is the source of this 1238-nucleotide messenger RNA. RefSeq lists its product as uncharacterized. Lineage: Eukaryota; Fungi; Ascomycota; Dothideomycetes; Botryosphaeriales; Aplosporellaceae. The record is from RefSeq and is a predicted model, not a curated record. Bases 138 to 1112 code for a protein of 324 amino acids. The transcript has a single exon.
UUUCGUCUUUGUGCGUUCGGCUUGGCUAUAUCAGUCGCUUGCUCGCUGGUUGUUGGGCUUGCUGAUGCUUCUUCUUUUUGGGCGGUGUUGCGGUGCGCGGUGGAGUGGUUUGCGCGCUGUUGUUGGAUGGGAGUUGUAUGUGUGGUUUCCACUCGUACUCCAUAUGUACAUGGCAACCUUUUGCUCCUGCGCGGGCUAACGAGGACACGACUGUUAAGAGCGAAGUGGACGUGAAUGACUGGCUGGCAACGCUCUUUCACCUGCUGCUUGGGUGCAUGGCAUGCACUCAUCACUGGCGUAUAUUCAUUGUUCAACUAGGUAACCCCCGCAUACCCUUUACUCUACUUCGUAUGUACACAAGAAACACCCACACGCAUAACCCCUUUUCUUCUCACAAUACCACCACCAUCAUCAUCAUUUACAUACCUACCUCUAAAAAACCACCCCAAACCCUACCACUACCCUCAGCCAGCACCCCGUCUCCCCGCCGCCUCCCACCUCAACCCAACCCAACUCUACCAAGCCACCCCACAGCAGUACCGCGGAACCCUCGCGCCCCCUUUCCCGCCAUACUACUACUCUACCUACUCGUACUCGUACCACCUACCGCGCACCACUCCCGCCCCCGCGCCCGCUCGGCUCUCGGCCCAGCGUGCCCCCUCCCGCUACAUCACUACCCCGCGCCGAGUGCCCAGCCGGCGCGCCUCCGGGCGCUUUUCUUCCUCUCUCUUUCUCUCUACUCUACCAUUUAUUUCGGCCUCUCGGCACAAGCGCUUACGUUACAUGGGUUGCUAUGGCGCCGGCUCGCUCGCGCGCGAGUCGUGGAGGGAGGAGGCGUUUGGCGUUUGGCGUCUGGGGUCUGGGGUCUGGGGUUGGCGCUGGGGCUGGGGCUGGGGCUGGAUGGUCUGGGCUGUGUGCAGAGUACUCUAUGUGUGGUGGGGUGCUGGGCUGGGCUGAUCCUUCUGGGCAGAGGUGGCCGAGGGGAUGGGAUUGGGUGUGAGGAUGGGGAUGGUGAGACGGAGGGUGCUGGUGUAGUGGUUGUGGGAGGCUCUGGAGCGCGUGCGUGCGUGCGUGCGUGCAGCCAGCCUGGUGUGGCUGGAGGAAAAGUUUGAUGUUGCUACUGCUACACGCGCGCCUGCUGCAGCCGGAUAUGCGAGGCGAUGCGGUGCGAUGUGAUGGGAUGCGAUAUGCGGGAUUGGGGAUUAGGUGAGGUGAGACAUGCUCGCGGCGGGUUGGUG